Messenger RNA from Parnassius mnemosyne (clouded apollo), 213 nucleotides. The record is from the annotation of a GenBank genome assembly. NCBI's taxonomy places the organism in Eukaryota, Metazoa, Arthropoda, Insecta, Lepidoptera, Papilionidae.
AUGUGGUACGAAAUAUUACCCAGUUUUUUUAUCAUAACAGCGGCUUUAGGUUUGCCUGGAUGGGGUCUAUAUCAUAUUCAUAAUUUGACUUUAGGAAAUCACUUCAGGCGUACAAUGGACGACAGAUGGGAUCGCAUAAUGUACCAACGGGAUGUUAGGCUCACUGGUGAUCCAUACAAUGUUAAUGGUCUUGAAACAAUUCCAGACAAAUGA